AUGAGUCAAUUGAAAUAUAUCUUGGACAUUGAAGGUACGGUUUGCCCUAUCUCAUUUGUUAAAGACACGCUAUACCCUUUUUUCUUGAAACAGGUGGAAUCUCUUGUCAAGACUAAUGACCCUACUUUGCAGAACUUACUUGCCCAAUUUCCUGUCCCACAAGAUGCUUCUUCUUUGCAUGAACAUAUUGAAUCGCUAGUUAAUAACGACAUCAAGGAUUCCGUGUUGAAGCAAUUACAAGGGUAUAUUUGGGAGCAGGGUUACAAGAGUGGUGAGAUCAAGGCGCCAGUGUAUCCAGAUGCAAUUGAUUUCAUUCAGAGACAUGCUCCUAAUGUUUACAUAUACUCCUCAGGGUCAGUAAAGGCGCAAAUACUCUUGUUCCAACACGUAGAAGGGGACAUCGAUUUAACGAAAUCCAUUGCUGGCUACUUCGACAUUAACACGUCCGGUAAGAAAACUGAACCUCAAUCUUACACCAAUAUUCUCAAAAGCAUUGGAGUGCCUCCAUCAUCAGCAAGUGAUGUUGUGUUUAUUAGCGACAAUGACAAGGAGUUAGACGCAGCUUUGGAUGUAGGCAUCAGCACCAUCUUGGCAUUGAGGCCUGGAAACAACCCGGUAUCUAAUGCAGAAAAAUAUAAAGCGCUUAAUAACUUCUCAUCUAUAUAA
Messenger RNA from Kluyveromyces lactis, 666 nucleotides. It is a transcript of the gene UTR4, whose product is annotated as putative acireductone synthase UTR4. The transcript has a single exon. Lineage: Eukaryota; Fungi; Ascomycota; Saccharomycetes; Saccharomycetales; Saccharomycetaceae. The coding region runs from base 1 to 666 and encodes 221 amino acids. The record is from RefSeq and is a predicted model, not a curated record. Gene Ontology annotation, molecular function: acireductone synthase activity; magnesium ion binding.